Messenger RNA from Pedinophyceae sp. YPF-701, 3687 nucleotides. NCBI's taxonomy places the organism in Eukaryota, Viridiplantae, Chlorophyta, Pedinophyceae. The record is from the annotation of a GenBank genome assembly.
AUGGUCCCGACGGACCCCGACCAGCCCAUCUGGGAGCACUGCUGUCGCACCAGGGCGUGCGCUCACCAGACUGGAGGGCACAAGGCCAUCGUGGAGAAGUACCGCGUGCCGAUACCGGGGAGGGAGAAGAAGAAGGGAACCAAACGCGCGUCGAAGAAGGCCAAGCGAGGGCGGUCACCGAAGAAGCACGACACCUUCGGGGCCUCGAACCUGGGCGGCGACGACGGAGACGGCGACCCCCCGGACGACGACCAGCGCCCGGGCGGCCCCAGCGGCGCGGCGGAGCAGCGCGGCAGCAGUGGGCAGGCCCCGCAGCAGCAGCGCCCGCCCUCCGCGCGCCCGACCAUGGACAUCGUGCUCGAGGAGAGCGGCGACAUCACCUUCAUGCCCACAUCCGGGCCUGCGGGGCGCCAGUUCAGCCGCUCGGACUCCAUGCACGUGCUCGGGCGGCCCAGGUCGUUCCAGCACCCAGCUACGCGGCGGACGGUGUCGUCGCUGUCGGGCUUCGGGGCCGGCGGGAUGGGCCCGAUGCGCUCCGCGAGCGCCGUCGGGGACGGUGCAGCCCAGCUGCGCGCGCGGGAGAGCUCGCGCCACCUGGCGCGCGAGGUGACGCUGUCUGGGCACCUGCGGCCGGAGGAGCAGGCCGCGGUGGACGAGGCGGCGGCGAGCGCGCAGGGCACGCAGGCGGGGAGCCGUCCGGUGUCGCGGCAGGCGUCGCUGCUGUCGCGGAUCGCGUCGCUGCGGUCGAUGAGGGCCUCGGAGCGGCUCGCGGGCGGGGCGAGCACGCGCAGCAUGGCGCUCGGCGGGCGCGCGAUGUCGCGGCAGGGGUCGAUGCGGGUCUCGAGCCCGGCGGUCGUGGCGGGGGGCGAGGCGCUCGCGCAGCGCGCGAUGUCCCGUCAGGCCUCGAUGCUCGGCGGGGCGCAGUCCGUGCGGGUGCCGACGCGCGGGCAGCUGGACCUGGGCGGCGACGCGGAGCAGCUGGGCGCGCAGGCGAGCAUGCGCGGGAUGCACCCGGGGGGCAUGAUGUCCCGUCAGGCGUCGAUGCUUGGCGGGGCGCGGUCGGUGCGGGUGCCGACGCGCGGGCAGCUGGACCUGGGCGGAGACGCGCCGCCCGUGGGCGCGCAGGCGAGCAUGCGCGGGAUGCACCCGGGGGGGGCCGGCCGCGCCGCGACGCGCCAGGACCUGCUGGCCCGACAGGCGACGGGCAUGUCGAUGCAGCCGUCCGUGAUCCGACUCGGGGACGACGAGGACGUCGCCGUCGUGGACGCGCCGCUCGGCGCGCAGGCGAGCAUGCGGAACGUGCUGCAGCCGGGCAGCCGCGCGGCGUCGCGGCAGGCGGUCCCGGCGGGCGCUGUGGAGCAGGGCCCCCCCGGGGCGCGGGCGAGCGUGCGGUCGAUGCAACCGGGCAGCCGUGUGGCGUCGCGCGCGUCGUCGAUGGUGCACCCUCGGAUGACGUUGGACGUCGAGGAGGCGGAGCGCACGCAGGGAGCGCAGGCCCCGGGGGGAGUCAGCGCGCGCAGCCUGGCUCCGGGGAGCCGGAUGGCGUCGCGCACGGCGUCCAUGGUGCGGCCCGGGGCUUCGCUGGACGUCGGGGGGUCGGAGCACGGCGGCGAGGCCAGCGUGCGCGAGAUGCAGCCGGGAAGCACCUUUGUGUCGCGGGAGGCCUCGAGGUCGUCGCAGCAGCCGUCGCGCAGGGCGGAAAGCAGCGUCGCGGGCGUCGAGGCCCUGGUGGGAGCGCAGGCGAGCAUGCGCCUCGCACAGCCGGAGGGCCGCACGACGUCGCAGGCGACGAUGCUGUCGCAGGCAGCGUCGAUGCGGACCUCGGAGUUCGCGGUCGAGGCGGCCGAGGAAGCGGCCCGGGAGCAGUUGGCGGCGCAGGGCAGCGUGGUCCAGCCCGGCAGCCGGGCGACGUCCCGCGCGGCGUCCAUGGUUCGCCCGGCCGCAACCCUCGACGUGGAUGAUGUUGGGGCGGUGGAGGUGCGGGGGGGAGUCAGCACGCGGAGCAUGCAGCCCGGGGGGCAGCCCGUGUCGCGACAGGCGUCGGCGAUGUCCGGUCGCGGGGCCAUGCGCGCUGCGGCGCAGGGCGAGCCUCUGGAGGCGGCGGUGCAAGGGGCGCCCGCUGGCGACCUGCGGGGCGGGGCGUCGCGGCACGCGUCGGCGCGGUCGGUUGGGCUGCCGGCGGGAGCGAGCGGCGCGCUCGUGAGGCCGGUCGGGUCGAGUGCCGGCGGCUCCGUGAGCCUGCGUGGUGCCGAAGACUCCGCGGGGCUGCGCCAGGUGUCGCACCGCUCGCAGGUCUCCGGAGAGGCGGACGUGCCGCAGGAGCUGUCGCUGCAGGAAGUGGCCGCUGGUCGGAGCGAGCGGAGCAUGCGCGGCGCCGGGGAGGAGCCGCACGUGGUGGGUGGGCCCAGCGCCAUGAGCGUGGGCGGGGUGUCUGUCCAGCAGAGCUGGCGCUCCGGGCCGCCGAUCGACGAGGAUGCAAGCGUACCGCCCAGGCCCGGCGUGCGCGGGCGGCCGCGCGAGGCCGCUGCGGCCGACGAGGAGCCGCUCGAGGCGCGGUGGGAGUCGGACGCGGACAGCGACGAGGAGCAGCACGUCGCGGAGGCGCCCCCGGCGCGUGCGGGCGCCGACGUGCCGCUGGCGGCGCGCGACACCACUGUGCUGGACCUGGGCCCGCGUGCCGGCGAGGAUGCGGUCGCGGGGCAGGAGGGGUACUAUUACGAGGACGCGUACGACUACGCGUACGACGACGACGCAGGGCAGGGGGAGUACUACGAGCCGGGCUACGGCGGCGCGUGGGAGGGCAUGGACGCGUACGCCCCUGCGGACGUCGCGUACGACGACGCGUACGCCCCGGACGCCCCGUUGACGAUGGAGGAUGUGGCCGAGUUGGUGACGGAGACGGCGGAGGACCUGCGGCUGCAGCAGGAGGAGCUGCAGGAGGUGCUCGAGACGGUGGCGGUGCUGGAGGACGGGCGCGAGGCGGACCGCGCGGAGCUGGAGCGCGAGCGGCGGCGCGCGGCGGUGAUGCGGGAGAUCGUCAAGGAGCAGCAGGCGCUGCUGCUGGAGACGUCGCCGAUGUUCCUGGCCGCGGUGGUGGCCGGGAGCGGGCCGCCCGGCGCGGCGGGGGGCGCGGCGGGGUCGUCGGCGGCGGAGGGCGUGAUCGCGGCGCGGCUGGCAAUGCUGGGCGACGACCUCGCGCAGCCGUUCGUGCCGCCCAGGGGAGACGCGGGGAAGAGCGAGGCGAUGGAGCAGUUGGCGGAGCUGGCCGGUUCGCUGCGCAAGGAGAUGACCGUGAAGGAGCAGGAGCUCGAGGAGGCCAAGUCGGCGGCGCGCACGCUCUCCCGCGAGGUGGACACGCUCCGGAGCCACCUGGACGCGUGCCUGGCUGGGAGCGGCGACGAGGGCGACGCGCUGCGCCAGGAGGUUGGGACGCUGCGCGCGGUCGUGGAGAAGCUGCGCGACCGCGUCGGCGCUGCGGAGAAGCGCGAGGACGACGCUCGGAAGGAGCUGAAGCGCGUGCAGGUGGUGCAUGCCGACGCGCUGGCGCAGCUGGCGCAGUGGAACGCGACGGCGGCGCUGCUGGAGGCCAAGGUUGCGGACGCGGUGCCGCGCGCUCUGGCGGCCGCGUCCGGCGAAGGCACGUCGGAGGACGAGAGCAGCCUUUCGCCCGCCAGCCAGUAUCAGUAG